AUGGAAGGCGUUAAAUCACCCUUCCCACCAGCUAGCGACGUGCCGUUGCAUCGUAAUCCCCCGUUAGCACCAUCUCAAGAACUAGCAUAUAGAAACAAGUGCAUCCAGCUGAAAAAGCGGCUGCAGGAGAUCGAAACCAACAACUCGCAAACCAGAGCGCGCAUAUCAGCCGAGAAAGAGCGAAUACAAAAACAGCGUCUCCUGCGGUCGAUAUUACUUCACCAGUUGCGGGAAAUUAUGGAAACUCCCGGCAGGAGAUGGCGACCUGAAGAACUAGAACGACUAGGCAUUCAAGUCAAUGGCAAUGCCGAUGGUGAAGAAGGUCUUCAUGGAGGACGUCCCGACGGGGAAGUCUUACUUGAUGAUAGCACCGAUGACAGUGACGAUGAAUUACCAGAGCAACGAACUGCACCAAAACCGGGGUUUACACCUAGUGGAUAUGAGUGGAUGAAUCCUGGAAACCAAUCCUCACCAAACCACCCACAUCCUGCCGCUCAAACUGUUGGUCCUGUAAUCCAUCAUCCCAUUACUACCACGACGCGUUCGAACUCCGUGUCCCAGCCUGCGCAACUUCAAGUACAGGAACGAGAAGAACCAGCUUCGAAUGGUUAUGAGAGACUGAUCAAUCCACCUUCCACUCAUAGUGCUGCACAACCAGUUCGCCCAUCGCCGCCUUAUUUGCAGUUCUGCGAGCAUAUGCGCCCGCAACUCGAGGCAGACAACUAUCCAAGAGAACAUCUACAAAGUCGCAUAGACGAAGAAUGGCGGAAGCUAUCCCAGGAGAAUCGAGGUCUAUGGGAAGAGAGGUACAAUGACCAGAUGCGGGAUUACGAGGACCAAAUGGAUAUUUGGAAGCGUACUCAGAGAAACGCUAAUGCAACCGCUAUGAGGAACAUAAGGUAG
This is a messenger RNA of Lithohypha guttulata, 903 nucleotides long. RefSeq lists its product as uncharacterized. The coding region runs from base 1 to 903 and encodes 300 amino acids. NCBI's taxonomy places the organism in Eukaryota, Fungi, Ascomycota, Eurotiomycetes, Chaetothyriales, Trichomeriaceae. The transcript is spliced from 2 exons. The record is from RefSeq and is a predicted model, not a curated record.